AUGAAGUUGUAAUGAAGGCGGUAGAACCUAUUUUAUGUGUCAAUAAAGACUUCUAUGAAAAGGAAACAGCAGUCAGAAGAACACAGAGUGAAACAUAACAAUGGCAUUUCGCAUUGCUCUGCGUGUUGCUGGGGCCUUAUUUCUCAACAUAGCAGGCUCUCUCUGUCAAUUAGAUGUGUGUGGCAAAGCCCCCCUCAACACCAGGAUUGUUGGAGGGCAAAGUGCACUUGCGGGGUCUUGGCCUUGGCAAGUAAGCAUUCACAGAAUCACCACUGGAAGCCAUUUCUGUGGUGGGAGUCUAAUCAAUAAGGACUGGGUUUUAUCUGCAGCUCACUGCUUCCAGACCAACCUUGCAAGCAACAUUAAAAUUUACUUGGGACGUCAGCUCCAAAAAGGCUCAAACCCAAAUGAGGUAUCCAGGACAGUGAGACAAGUCAUCAACCACCCUAACUAUGGCUCAUCUACCCAAAACAAUGACAUAGCACUACUCCGGCUCUCCUCUUCAGUGACUUUUACUGAUUACAUUCAACCAGUCUGCCUGGCUGCUUCGGAUAGUACUUUUGCUGCUGGUACUAAGAGCUGGAUUACUGGAUGGGGCAAACUCAAUUUUGCAGACACCACACUUCCCAACACACUGCAGGAGGUGCAAAUACCAAUUGUUAGCAGCAGUGAUUGUAACACUGCCUAUAAAGGUAUCAUUACCAGCAACAUGGUGUGCGCUGGACUAACUCAGGGAGGGAAAGACUCGUGUCAGGGAGACUCUGGAGGACCAAUGGUCAACAAGCAGGGCUUGCAGUGGAUUCAGUCAGGCAUUGUGAGUUUUGGUCGAGACUGUGCACUGCCCAAUAUUCCUGGUGUGUACACCCGAGUAUCUCAAUACCAGUCUUGGAUCAACGCUCAGAUAAACAGCGACCAGCCUGGAUUUGUCUCAUUCACCUCCACUGGAACCAGCGGCUCUGACCUUUCUCUUACGAUCUCCAUCAUCCCUCUAAUCUUCUCCCUCUUUCUCUUUUCUUAAAGUCUGAGUUAUAAUAAUUCUGAGGAUUCAUUGAUGAAGAGUACAGUUUGCUGUUCACAGUCUAAUAAAUAAAACAAGUUUGUGCCCACUGAUUUUCAGUGUUUGCCUAAUGAGGACACAGUGUAUUGAUCUGUUAUUUUACAGAGACACAUAAAAUGCUAGUAUGUGUACAUUAUGAAUAUAGUGUCAAUCAUCCUCAUUUCGAGUGAAUGUU
Molecule: messenger RNA, 1232 nt
Organism: Myxocyprinus asiaticus (Chinese sucker)
Lineage: Eukaryota; Metazoa; Chordata; Actinopteri; Cypriniformes; Catostomidae
Product: trypsin-like
Exons: 6
Coding region: 101-1018 (305 amino acids)
Biological process (GO): proteolysis
Molecular function (GO): serine-type endopeptidase activity
Source: RefSeq, a predicted model, not a curated record